UUUCGCAAUAUCAAUUGCAGUAUAGUUGUGAUCGAUGUGAGUUAAAGAUCUAAUAUUUGCGUAUGCACACAUAGCGGGGUUUAUAACAGUGAACUAAUUUGCGUAAAGCGCACUUUCAUUUAAGUAAAAUACAUUAUUGAAUAUACUGAUAUAAUGGAAGCCACUGCUGUUUCGUUUGCGGAUCAAGGGUCAGAUUCAGUUGUUGAGUUUUGUUGCGCGGAAUGCGAUGAAACAAAAGAAGCAAGAUUUGAUUGCGAAAACUGCCUUAAAUUUUACUGUGAAGAAUGCAUUGAACCACACAACAAGCUGUAUAAGAAACAUAAUUCCUUUGCUAGAGGCGGAGUGAAUAAAUGGCCGCUUGCCAAGAAGUACAUGGAUUUUCUAGAACGUUGUGAAGUUCACAAGGGAAAACAAAUUGAAUUUAUAUGUGAGGGCCACGACAAGCUCUGCUGCAAUACAUGUGUUCUGCUAAACCAUAGAACAUGCGAUGUAAAAUUGUUGUCUGAAUCAGUAAUUAAUAAACCAUGGCCAGGAAUUCGGAAACUGUCGACCAAAAUACAACAUAUUCAGGGACAAACAAAAGAAAUGAAGGCAAACUUUCGGAGUGAACUAGAAACAUUAGAAGUAUCUUAUAUUCAACGGGUGCAUGAUAUUAGAGACGUGCGCCAGAAAGUCAUUACUGCCUUGGAUAUGCUUGAGAAAAAUACGUUGCGAGAACUUGAUGACAUGAAGAGUUGCUUCCAAGAAUCACUUAAGUCCAAUAUCGAUGAUUGUACAAAGAUUAACGCGGACUUACACAUGUUCAAUGAUAUACUACCAGACAUUGGAAAUAAGAGCAAGGAAUUACAGUUUAUUGCCGGAAAAAAAAUCAUGGACAAAAUACAGGUAUCGGAAAAUAUAUCAAUGAUAAUUCUAUUAAAAUGGAUUAUUCAAUAACAUUCGUUGCAAACACGGGAAUCGAGAAGUACCUAUCCAAAAUGACUCAUCUCGGUAUCAUUGUGCAUAACAACCGAAAAAUGCCACCACACGGUAACCAAAAUGAAAUAUUCACAUUAGAAGAUAAAUACGCACAUGUUGUACAAUUGCAAACAUGCUUCAAUCAAGAACGUGAAAAUAUAAGCAUUUCUGAACGGCCCAAUGAUGAAAUGAAUCUGAAUAAUGACGACGCGUCGACUAAGUCGGAUGAUGAAAUUCAUAUUCGAGGUACAUGUAUUUGCGGUUUUCUUAGCGGUCAUAUUGUUAUUGCUUUUAGUAAUCAGACAUUGGCGCUAUUUGACCAGCAAUAUCGUUCAAUCAGUCAUACUGAAAUAUCUGGGACCUGUACUGAUAUUUGUACAAUCAGGCCAAAUGAAAUAGCUAUUGCGUUAUCGAAUAAGCCUGAUAGUUCUGAUGAUGGUAGUUCUGGGGAUGAAACAAGCGAAAUGGACACGAUUCACCAGGUUCAACUUAUCGGUUUGGACAAAGGGCAACUAAUCAAGGACAUGGUAAUACAUCUUACACAUUUGUGUAUUGGAAUUGCCAGCUACAAGGAUGAUUUGUACGUUACUUCAGGCACCGCAUUGUAUCAUUACAAAAUGACUGGGUCACUGGUUGAAAAGAUUUACGAGGAUAAAUCGGACAAUCGUACAGUUUGGAAGUGCGCAGUUGGCCUCCAUGGCGACAAGAUCUUCGUAACAAACACAAAUAAAGACUGUCUUAUCACAUUAGCCAUGGAUGGAUCCGUGCUAUCGAGAUUAGAUGAAAUAGGUUGCCACACGGAUAUACAUGUUACUCCGUUAGGACAGGUUCUGGUCUUUAGAUAUACACAAGGAAUCAUACAGAUAGACGGUGAUGGGCGGACGAUAAUUUCCAAAUAUGAAAAGAUUUCUAAUAUAGACUUUACAGUGCAGUCCGUUUUUUACAAUCAGAUGACGCAGGCAAUCAUUUUGACUGAACAAGAUGAUGAUAUAGCAUGUAUUCUUGUGUUUGAAAACAAAUAAUGUUAACAGUUUGUGCCCAUAGUAUAACUAUUUAACGCUAUGUUUUUUUUUUCAACAAAAAUAAUUUAGAACAAUGACGAACUGGCUUAGUACUAAAGUUGUUUUAAACAAAUAUGUUUAAAUAUAAAAAAAUGUUUUUUUUAUUCAAUAUGAAACAUGAGAUGUAUAUAUGUUUAUGAUCACAAAACAAAGUGAUACCAUGUAGUAGCAAUUAUGUUCAAACAUAGCAGACAAGAUAUGCUUAUAUAUACAUAUUUUGGACCUUGUGUUUUCCUUUAGAUUUAAAAAUGGUUUAUGUGUAUUUUUUACCUUGGGUGUUUGUGAUACAUUUAGAUGCUUUAAAAUCACGGAAAACAGAAUAAGUAUAACUAAAAAGAUUGAAUUGCAUAAGGUUGGUAGAAACAAAUGGACUGGAUUAUUAAAGUUUAAUGUGUUUCCAUUUAAUAUAAAAUAUGUGAAGUGUAUUGUUGAAAGCUAUUUUUCUUUUUCAAUUUCAAUCUUACGUUUUCUGUAUUUCUUGCUGAAUAUGAAAUAUUUCAUUUAUAUAAUAUUAGUAAGAGCAGCGUAAUAAACCUUCAGUAUUUUGAAGGUAUUUGUCACUUGCUGAUGUCUAAACCAGAUAGUUUAACAUUUAAUUGUUGUUUCUCACUAGAAAUGUUAUAAAUUGGUUCAAUAGAGUUUGAAUAUGUUUACACUCCAAGCACAGAUGUUCUAUUGUUUCAAUAUGUUCACUACAUAUAUCACAUAAAUUUGUGUUUGAUAGGUUGCACUUAAACAUAUAUUUAUUUGUUGCUAUGAUUCGCUUGAUGUAUUUAUAUUGGACAUUUCUCAGUGUGCUAUCAGUAGUGUUUUAAAUGGAAUGAUAUAUAUUUGUUUCCAAUAACAUUCAUUUUCUCCAAGAAGGAUUUGCCAUUUAAUUUGAGUUUUGAAGGUUUUUGAAGGGUUUUUAAUUUGAAGUGUGCAAAUAUUUUGUAUCAACAUUAUUGUUACUUCACAUUUUAUAGCUCGGUUGGAAUAACGUGUAAAGGUGCGGUCACAUAGCGCAUUACGGCUAAAUCACGUACAAAAAAGAAAUGAAAAUCUUUUUUUUACUUGGUCGAAAGUAUUAAUUUCUGGUAAAUGUUGGCUUGACUAUGCUUUGGGCGUGCUUUGUACUUGGUCUGGCAGUUGGCGUCUGAUCCACUGCUGAAACAUCGCCUAAGCAAAGCUAACCACUUCCAGCCGCGUGAAAGGUUCGAAAUAUGUUCGCGAUUGUUUAAACGGGGGCAAAAAUAGGCAAGUUUCCACGGCUAGCCGCGGCCUUAUCGGGUCUGGAGCACUGCUGAUCACGUGCCAUAGCACUGUCCAGUCACGGCUCGGCCUCGUCGGAAGCGCAGCUUUGCCUCUGCAAAGAAGAAGCCAACUAAGUAUUCGAAGAACAAGGCCAAUGCCCCAGAUGAGGAUUAGGCUCUUCAAGCCUCACAUGCCCAGGUAACGGUUCAUGUCAAGGCCAAGGUCCAUGCUUCUCCUGCUGAUGCUGCCAGUCCAGGCCAUGGACCUUAGGCUAAUUCUUACCAUGUUGCUCAUGGAGAAGCAGAGGCUGCAGUUGAUGGUCAGUACUUUUUAUUUUGAUCAAUUCACUGUAUUUUCCUUUGCAUUUUUUUCUUUCAAAUUUUACAUUUCGAAUUUCUAUUUAGAACUGAAAAUCUAAAGCAAGUAACUAAAUAAAUUGUCACUUAAUGAACUUUUUUAUGUUAAGGUGCUACUCCUGUCGCCAAGCCAGCUUCCAUCCCUCCUGCAAACACCACUGCUGCCAACAUUACCACAUACCUCUGUUGAGAUCCCUGUUGCUGGCACCCAUGGGGCUUGGAGAAUACAUCGCCACCAAGCCAUUGAGAAGGAGACACACUAAUAGUGGAAAAGGUGAAUCCUUCUACACCUUUUCAAGUCAAGGAGGAAGAACCAGUUCUCGUAAGCAAGGGCCGUGGACGGAGACAUGAUAAGGGAAAGGCGUAGGCUGCCUAUCAUGCCCCAAGAAGGACUGGUGUCUUGACGCAGCUAUAGAAAAGGAUGUUCUCACGAUUGUGAUUUAACAAACACCUCGGGGUUAGAAAAUAUCCUACCCCUUUUACAGGCUUCAAUUUAAUUCUUCAUUUGUAUAAAGAUCCAGAAAAUAUUAUAACUAUGUGUAAAAAAGUUUGACAUUGAAAAGGCAGACAUCAGCUGAAAGGAUGAGAAUUCACACCCAUGCGUUCUAGAGUAGCUGAAGGCCAACUGCAACCUCUGGGUGCGAAGCAAGAAAGGUUAGAAGCAGAAGAUUGCUGCCUGGAAGAUAAAGACCAAAUAUCAAUGUGGAAAACCUAAAGAAGGAGGUCUCCUUGGUAAGUGCCGGUGUCAUUCUCUUUACAAUUUCAUCGUACAUCGCAGGAGGCAUCCUCAUGGAGUUCUGAAAAGCUUUUGGAUCUUCGUUACUCAGCUCGACCAUGAGGUCGUAAAACCCCAGCUGAAGUCCCCUCGAAAUCCAGUCACGCACCCAGAUAUUCCGUACUACCCUUCCCCUCCUCUUCAUACUUCCAAUUCUCUAAGCAAGAAUAUGUUGGGCCCGUAUCAGUUAAUUCUGCUGGUGCUGGAGCAAGAAUAUGAUAAUAAUAUGGCCAUCAAAGUGCAUGUUCACCCCUUGACAUCUAGACUGAGAGUGAAAAAGAAAAUUGCUGUAUGUAUAUUCCGCAAAUCAGAAGCGAUAUAAGCGUGCUUAGAAAGAAAAUAUUGGUAUUGAGCACUUGUUCGAUACGUCGUUUCAACGGUCUUAGGUAGUGCUAUGUGCGCGGAAAACCCCACUUGUCAGUGAUAAGCCGCAAAUCACACCCCAUUUCCCUGGAUACCAACGCGUAACACCCGUCCGAUGACCGUGCUCUGCCCGUGACAGUCCGCUAAACUUGUGCGUCUUAUUACGUCUUCCAACGUUUUAAUCACUGCCGGAACGCGAAUUAUCACUUGUGUUUAACGUGUAUUGCACGUCUUUUCCAUGUGUAUCACCCGUGGUUGUCUGAGGUAUACAAUUUUGAACAGUUCAAAACUUUUUUCUACGUCCAACGCCGUUCAAAAUUUGCUCCGCGUCAUGCCGCGUCUGAAAAUCGACUCAAGAUCGUCUUAAACUCGACAUCAACGCGAACAACAUCGUCUAUUUCACGGGAGAUUUAUGUUUGACGCAAUGUUGGCGUGAUUAAGCCGUAAAUCGCUGUGUGACAAGGUCUUUAAUUACAUGAACCGUGCAUCUUUUUCUCCAAUACAUUGUCUUAACGGGUUUCCUUUAAUC
Dreissena polymorpha is the source of this 5274-nucleotide messenger RNA. RefSeq lists its product as uncharacterized. Lineage: Eukaryota; Metazoa; Mollusca; Bivalvia; Myida; Dreissenidae. The record is from RefSeq and is a predicted model, not a curated record. The coding region runs from base 921 to 1979 and encodes 352 amino acids. The transcript is spliced from 3 exons.